Molecule: messenger RNA, 600 nt
Organism: Lathyrus sativus (Indian pea)
Lineage: Eukaryota; Viridiplantae; Streptophyta; Magnoliopsida; Fabales; Fabaceae
Source: the annotation of a GenBank genome assembly
AUGGAGAUUGAAAAAAACCAACCAAUGGUAGCAAAGAAAGUAUGGAAAACACUACGCAUAGUUUUAUUCAUGUUAACAAAAGGCAUAGCCAAAAGCAAAAUGGUAGCGGAAUUAAAUCUCUUGCUAAAGCGCGGCAAAGUCGCCGCCGUUAAAGCUAUCGCCAACACUCUCACUCUCCGCCACCAUUCCGCCGCCGCCUCGUUCGUCUCUCCCCACGACUACGAAUUCAGUUGCAGCAACAGUCCCGCCGUCGUUAAACUCCACAGCAAGAUUAAAAACCACCGUCACCACCACCACCACCACCACCAGAACGAGUUUUCUACCGUUCAGAAGGUUCUAGAGAUUCUCAAUGAUGUUGAUGCUUCUUCUUUUUCUUCUCCAUCUCCAAUGGUGACAUUUCCUGGAUUUGGAAAAAGUCCUAUCGGGAGAAAAAUCAGAAUCACGGAUUCGCCGUUUCCUCUGAAGGAAGAAGAAGGUGACGAUCAUAGCCAUGUUGACGUUGCAGCUGAAGAAUUUAUUAAAAGGUUUUAUAGAAAUCUCAAUUUGCAACAGAAACUGGCAGCAAUUCAAUCACCUUACAACAACUCACGCGAUAGAUAG